Molecule: messenger RNA, 973 nt
Organism: Phodopus roborovskii (desert hamster)
Lineage: Eukaryota; Metazoa; Chordata; Mammalia; Rodentia; Cricetidae
Gene: Dnali1
Product: dynein axonemal light intermediate chain 1
Exons: 6
Coding region: 116-892 (258 amino acids)
Cellular component (GO): axoneme; filopodium
Molecular function (GO): dynein heavy chain binding
Source: RefSeq, a predicted model, not a curated record
UCCCUACGAAGCCCCGCCCCAUCCAUGGGGCAAGGCGAGUAGGGGUUUCCAUGGUGACCGCAAACAAGGCCCCAUCUGAAGGGGCCGCUACAGAGUUGCCACUCUUGCUGCCACCAUGAUACCUCCCGCAGACUCUCUGCUCAAAUAUGACACCCCGGUGUUGGUGAGCCGGAACACAGAAAAACGGAGCCCCAAGGCUCGGCCACUGAAAGUCAGCCUCCAGCAGCCUGGACCCUCAGGUCCAGUCCCACAGCCACCCAAGACCAAGCUACCCUCGACUUCCUGUGUCCCAGAUCCUACGAAACAGGCAGAAGAAAUCUUGAAUGCCAUCUUGCCUCCAAGGGAAUGGGUGGAAGACACACAGCUAUGGAUCCAGCAGGUGUCCAGCACGCCCAGCACCAGGAUGGAUGUAGUACAUCUGCAGGAACAGCUGGACCUGAAGCUGCAGCAGAGACAGGCCAGGGAGACAGGGAUCUGCCCUGUGCGCAGGGAGCUCUACUCUCAGUGUUUCGAUGAGCUGAUCCGGGAGGUCACCAUCAACUGUGCAGAGAGGGGGCUGCUGCUGCUGCGAGUCCGGGACGAGAUCCGGAUGACCAUCGCUGCCUACCAGACUCUGUAUGAGAGCAGUGUGGCAUUUGGCAUGAGGAAGGCACUACAGGCUGAACAGGGGAAGUCAGACAUGGAGAGGAAAAUUGCAGACUUGGAGACAGAAAAGAGAGAUUUGGAGAGGCAAGUGAAUGAGCAGAAAGCAAAAUGUGAGGCCACAGAGAAGCGGGAGAGCGAGAGGCGACAGGUGGAGGAGAAAAAGCACAAUGAGGAGAUCCAGUUCCUGAAGCGGACCAAUCAGCAGCUGAAGGCCCAACUGGAAGGCAUCAUCGCACCAAAGAAGUGAUAAUUUCCACAUGGGUCUCAGCAGGCACUGUGCCCCACCAUAAGCCCAUUGUAAUAAAAAGCCAGUUUCCUGAGUGAACAA